This is a messenger RNA of Callorhinchus milii (elephant shark), 2160 nucleotides long. It is a transcript of the gene panx2, whose product is annotated as pannexin 2. Lineage: Eukaryota; Metazoa; Chordata; Chondrichthyes; Chimaeriformes; Callorhinchidae. The record is from RefSeq and is a predicted model, not a curated record. Gene Ontology annotation, molecular function: channel activity. Bases 1 to 2061 code for a protein of 686 amino acids. Gene Ontology annotation, biological process: positive regulation of interleukin-1 production; monoatomic cation transport. The transcript has 3 exons.
AUGCAAAACCUCAUCAUAGAUCACCAUCCAGACAUGGCUACAGCGCUGUUAGCUGGAGAGAAGCUGAAAGAACUGAUCCUUCCCGGGCAGCAAGAUGACAAAUGGGCUCCCCUCUCAGCCUUCAUGGUCCAACUCAAACUGGAGCUGCCUUUCGACAGAGUAGUUUCCAUCGGCACUGUCAUUAUCCCCAUUCUCCUCGUCACCUUGGUGUUCACCAAAAAUUUUGCAGAGGAGUCGAUAUACUGUUACACGCCGAACAAUUUCACCCGUGACCAAGCUCUGUAUGCCAGAGGGUACUGUUGGACGGAGUUGAAAGACGCUAUCUCGGGUGUCGAUCCCAGUCAGUGGCCAUCCCUGUUUGAGCACAAGUUUCUCCCUUAUGCAUUACUCGCCUUUGGUGGUGUCAUGUACGUUCCUGUCCUCGGCUGGGAAUUCUUAGCCUCUACCAGGCUGACUUCAGAACUGAAUUUUCUGCUCCAGGAAAUAGAUAACUGUUACCAUCGAGCCGCUGAAGGUCGUGCCCCUAAGAUCGAGAAGCAGAUCCAGUCGAAAGGACCAGGCAUUACAGAGAAGGAGAAGAGGGAGAUCAUAGAGAAUGCAGAGAAAGAAAAGAGUCCAGAGCAGAAUCUUUUUGAGAAAUACCUAGAGCGUCGAGGGCAGAGUAAUUUUUUGGCCAGGCUUUACCUGGGAAGACAAUUAUCUGUUGUGUUUUUAAGCAUAGUUCCAAUUUCCUAUCUAUGCACUUACUAUGCAACUCAAAAGCAGAACGAGUUCACCUGCCCUUUGGGGGAACCUCCGGAUAUGUCAAGUGGUCAAAGGCAGCACGUCAGUGUCAAGUGCAAACUGCCAUCUGUGCAGAUGCAGCGCAUUAUCGUCAUAGUAGACAUCACUCUGCUGAGCUUCAUAAACCUCAUCAUCUUGAUAAAUCUAGUCCAUCUUUUUAUAGUCAGGAAAUCUAACUUUAUUUUUGAUAAGCUGCAUAAAGUGGGCAUCAAGACUAAAAAACAGUGGCAAAAGUCGCAGUUUUGUGACAUUAACAUUUUAGCUUUGUUUUGCAAUGAAAACCGCGACCAUAUCAAAUCACUAAACAGGUUAGAUUUCAUCACAAAUGAAAGUGAUCUGAUGUACGACAAUGUGGUGAGGCAAUUGUUGGCGGCCUUGGCCCAGUCUAACCAUGACUCUACCCCGACCAUGCAUGAUGCAGGGAUCCAGACAGUUGAUCCCAGUGCUGAUCCAGCAGAACUUGAUGCCAACGAGCAGCUGGUUAUAAAGAGACCCAGGAAGAAAAUGAAAUGGAUUUCAACCACACACCCACUCCACCAGCCAUUCAAAGACCCCCCAACCCUCACCAAGGUUGAGAAUCACAAGGAAAAGCUGAAGCCGGUUAGACGCAAGACGGUGACUGACAGUCUUGCGGCUCCUCUCCUCGAUUCUGGUUCCAAAUGUCCCCAGGAUUCAUCUUCCAGCAAAAAUGAAGGCUACCCUGCAGCUAACAGUGAGAAGAAACACAGUCGGCACUUUUCCUUAGACGUUCACCCAUACCUCCUUAGCACCAAAAAGCCCAAACCUGAAAAUCAAGAGAGUUGCAUCGUUCCUGCUUCUAAGAGUCAAGCGACGGACUUCCUGCACCCAGAGGAGCAUGUGUUGCCACACGUACCAUCUCCAAUGAAAGAUAGUAAUCUGUCUGAAGGAGGUGCUACAAGCAAUAUUAAACAUUCAUCAGAGAGCUGCCUAACCCUGCCUGUCAGUGGACUUUAUGCCGCCAGCAGUACUAAUUUGCCUGCAGUAGCAGUUGCAUCCGAUCUACUUAUAGAGAAUGGUUUCUCUGAAGCAAAACCCCAGUUCAACCAUGACAAUGCUCAUCCACAAAUCAACAUCCAAAACAUUCAGACACUCUAUGAAGACCAUGAGGAAAAGGAGUUUUCCUCCAACUUGUUAAACCCGAAACUCAUUUCCUCUACCGAUGCAGAGGAUCUAUCUUCACAUCCACGAUCACCAGAGAAGAGGCUGCUGGCAACAUUUGAAGACCCUAUAGUAAUGAUUAGCACUAUAGAGUGUUAGCUAAUUAGAUAUGCAUUAGCACUAGUCCUGGCACAUGGCUGAUAUUGUAUUCAAGGAAGAUGACAUUGGCACAGUUCGCAACCUCUCCGUUCCUUUAGG